AUGAUUCGUUUUAAUGUUAAAACAGCAUUAUAUGGAAUACAAAUAGUUAUACCAUAUUUUCGUCAACAAGGUUAUGAUCAUUUAAUAAAUAUAUCAUCUAUUCUUGGACGAAUACCUUAUACAACAUUUCGUUCAAUGUAUAAUGCAUCAAAAGCUGCUCUUAAUUCAUUAAUAACAAAUCUUCGUAUGGAAUUACAAAUUGAUCCGUGUUGUGAAAAAAUUCAUGUAACAACAAUUCUACCUGGUAUGGUAAAAACUAAUUUUGCAAUGAAUGUAAUUGGUGAUUCUGCACCGAAAUCAUUAAUUGAUUAUAAAAUUCCAUUUAUUAGACCUUUUCCUCGAACUUCUCAGAGUAUUGAUGAUAUUUGUAAAAUUAUUUGCAAUGUAAUUCAUGAUGAAAAUCCACCAAGAGAAGUUUAUACAAACCCAGAACAUGAACCAUUGAUUAAACAAUAUUUUGAAAAUGUGGGCAAUUUUGAACUUCUUCUUAAACCAUCAACUUAA
Rotaria sp. Silwood1 is the source of this 504-nucleotide messenger RNA. NCBI's taxonomy places the organism in Eukaryota, Metazoa, Rotifera, Eurotatoria, Philodinida, Philodinidae. The record is from the annotation of a GenBank genome assembly.